Drosophila montana is the source of this 846-nucleotide messenger RNA. RefSeq lists its product as uncharacterized. The coding region runs from base 108 to 758 and encodes 216 amino acids. The record is from RefSeq and is a predicted model, not a curated record. The transcript has 3 exons. NCBI's taxonomy places the organism in Eukaryota, Metazoa, Arthropoda, Insecta, Diptera, Drosophilidae.
AAAAAAGCAAUCCUUUUACUGUUUGACUUACAUACAUAUGUGUUAUACAAGGAUUUGUACUAAAUUAUACCGUCUUUUAAAUUCAACUUUCAUCUUUUUAAUUUGCAAUGCAUGAACCAUCGAUAUCGGACCCAAUGUCCUUUUUAUACUUGGACUUGUUAUCAAAUCUUUUACUAGAAGACGCAAACGAAAUCGGAAAAGAGUUCGAUGUAAAAAUGAACUUUAUACGCGAACAGGAACGGAGCUGUUUGGAGAAUGCAAAACAACUUAUUUCCGUUGAUCAGUUUAUAGAAUCGAUGAGGGAAUGUCUCUUUCAAACGGAGCUAGAAUUACAGGAGAACGAAGCUGAUUUGCUCAAUGUGGAAAAAACCAUUCUGCGUUACGAGGCAUCCUACAUAGAUUUUUCCAAGGGCCCAGAUCCAAUUCGUCUAAGGCCUAGCAGCUACCUGGUUUUCUUAAAGCUACUUUUAUCGGCGGAUUGCUCGGCAGCACAAUGCAAAAAUCUAAGGGAAGAGCUCGACCAAUAUAAUAAUGAGGCCCUGGAGCGUUUAGACUCUCCUAAAUUGAUCACCAAGAUCAUGGACUGUCAUUUAAAGACGCUCAACUCACUGGAGAAAAAGUUGGAUCAGCUGCAAUCUUUGGCUGACAAUGUGGCCAAAAGCUAUGAUCAAAUGAUCAACAAACUUAAGAUUAGCAGCCUGAGCACCAAGUGCAGCUGCCAAAUGGCAAAUAUUAUCAAUCAUACACGCAUGAACUGAUUACAGCAUAGUUUUAAUGUAUUUGAAAAAAUAACGUUUAACAUAAUGAAUAUGAUACAUAUGUAUGUAGGUAUUUAAAUGCAACGCA